Molecule: messenger RNA, 1242 nt
Organism: Cladophialophora psammophila CBS 110553
Lineage: Eukaryota; Fungi; Ascomycota; Eurotiomycetes; Chaetothyriales; Herpotrichiellaceae
Exons: 1
Coding region: 1-1242 (413 amino acids)
Molecular function (GO): FAD binding
Source: RefSeq, a predicted model, not a curated record
AUGUCUUCAUGUAAUCCAAAAAUUGCCAUUGUUGGUGCAGGCCCUGCUGGACUGACACUCGGUGUCCUGCUCCACAACCGUGGCGUCCCGUUCAACAUUUUUGAGCUGCGCCAACUUCCGAUGAUAGAAGAACUUGCAAAACCUUCUGGAUCCCUCGAUCUUCACGAGGACUCUGGUCUUGCUGCUAUCAAGGAGUGUGGGCUAUUCGACCAAUUCCUUCCACUGACUGCGGAGUGCUCUGAGGACGACAGGAUCGCCGACAAGGACGGGAACAUCCUCUACGCGGACGAGGGCGAACACUCGAAUCGCCCGGAAAUCUCUCGGCAUGCCCUGACCAAGCUUCUGUUGAGCUCCCUGCCAGUCGAUGUUGUCAGGUGGGAGCAUAAGCUGGUCUCAGUUACCAGCUCCACUACCUCCGGUCACACGGGGACAGAACUGAACUUCGGCCCCAGGGGCAAGCACAUCUUCGACCUAGUGGUUGGUGCCGACGGCGCCUGGUCGAGGGUCCGUGAGCUCCUGACAGAUGUCAAGCCGCACUACGCAGGGAUCCAAAACAUAACCGCCACCGUUCGUCACAUCACAGAGAAGCAUUCACACCUAGCCGAGCUUAUCGGUCGGGGAACCUUCGCCGCCCUCGGCAUCAGACAUGGUGUAUGUUCGCAGCGCGGAGCGGAGGACUCUGCCAGGAUCUACGUCUUCGUCACAACCUCCGACGAAGACUUUGCGACCAGUGCUGGUUUGGCCGGUAAGACGGCAGCAAAUGCCAAGGAUGUACUGCUGGCCAACGACACCCUUUUGGGAAAAUGGGGCACUAAGCUCAAGGAGCUUGUGCGUGUCGUGUUCGAUGCGGAGACAGCGGACAAUCCUGGUGCAAGCGUGGACGUCAAACCACUGUAUACGCUGCCAGUUGGAAUCAGCUGGGAUCAUAAGGCCGGAGUCACUGUGAUCGGCGACGCGGCGCAUCUAAUGUGUCCAUGGGCUGGUGAGGGCGUCAAUGUCGCUAUGUGUGACUCGCUCCUACUAUCACGAGCAAUCGUCAAGGCAUACGAAGCAGCCGGGCGGGAUGCGGCCUCAUUUCAGCGGACUCUCGAACCGCUGCUGGGCGAGUUCGAGGUCAACAUGAUGGCGAGGGCGAAGGAGAAGGCAGAGGAAACCUUUAGGAAUGGCCAGAUCAUGUUCGGAGAGUGUGGCGCGGCGGGCAUGGUGGAACUCUUCAGGAGCCACGGACAGCUGGAGCAAUAG